Baudoinia panamericana UAMH 10762 is the source of this 238-nucleotide messenger RNA. RefSeq lists its product as uncharacterized. The record is from RefSeq and is a predicted model, not a curated record. Lineage: Eukaryota; Fungi; Ascomycota; Dothideomycetes; Mycosphaerellales; Teratosphaeriaceae. The coding region runs from base 31 to 198 and encodes 55 amino acids. The transcript has a single exon.
UUGUCGCUGCUAGAGCGGCGAGAGCGAGGAAUGUUGUUGAAAGCAUCAUGGCGGGUCGAUCUUCUUGGUGGUACAAGUCGCAAUGAAAACAAUGAUAUAGCACACAAGAUAGCGUUACAGGCAGCUGCGGGACAAACGAAUGACUAUGAAGUGAACGCACCGAGCCUAUGCAUAAAGAAGGAGAUAACACUGAAGUGAAGAAUGCGACCAAGACUUUACUGUCCAUUUUCGAUCAGCU